AUGAAUAAGUUGACUGUAACUGAUCGAUUAUUUGAACAACACCCAGAUGCCACUAUGCGGCUCGGUGCUUCUACAAUUCAAAAAUGCACUGCAGCAAUAAGGAUGUUAGCAUAUGGUUGUGCAGCUGAUCAAGUUGACGAGUAUCUAAAACUUGGGCCAAGUACGGCGAAAGAAUGCCUUACGCAUUUUGUUGAUGGGGUGAUUCGUGAAUUCUCAACAGAAUAUCUUCGUAAACCAACAUCUGAAGAUCUUGUUCGUCUCCUUAGACAAGGGGAAGAGAGGGGUUUUCGUGGUAUGAUGGGGAGCAUCGAUUGUAUGCAUUGGGAGUGGAAAAAUUGUCCAGCUGGUUGGAAAGGGAUGUAUCAAGGAAGAUCUAAAAGGGCGACAGUGAUCUUAGAAGCUGUUGCUUCUUGGGAUUUAUGGAUUUGGCAUGCCUUAGUACGCCAGGGACGUGCAACGAUAUUAACGUUCUUCAGCGUUCUCCAGUCUUUGAUGAUGUUUUGA
This is a messenger RNA of Spinacia oleracea (spinach), 504 nucleotides long. RefSeq lists its product as uncharacterized. The coding region runs from base 1 to 504 and encodes 167 amino acids. The record is from RefSeq and is a predicted model, not a curated record. The transcript has a single exon. NCBI's taxonomy places the organism in Eukaryota, Viridiplantae, Streptophyta, Magnoliopsida, Caryophyllales, Amaranthaceae.